AUGUGUGAGGGCACCAAGAAACAUAAGUGCUUCCGUUUACUUCUGAAAAUUUGGUGUUUUGUCAUCGUUGUUGUGACAGUUGGAACACUUGUGUGGAAGGUAACCAAGGACGCCUACAGCAUUACCAAAGGCAACUCGACGCAGGGGUCGGUGAACACAAGUCGCCCAACAUUACACGAGAGCAUUGAGUCGUUCAGCGAUGAAGAAAUAAAAGCAAAACCCUGGCUGAACUUCAGGAUACCACGUGACAUACUCCCCAUUCAUUAUGACGUCACACUCUACCCAGACCUGUCCAACGAAAGCGACACGUUUACAGGGAAUGAAACAAUCCAGAUGCAGGUCCACAGGCCCACACGGUACAUCCUGAUCCACGUCGACCACCUCUACAUCAACGUGACCAGCGUCAGACUGCUGGAUGACGUCACUGGGGCCGAGGUUCGUCUGCUCCAGAUGUUCUACUACGACCCCAACUCGUACCUGGUUAUGGAGGUGGCCAGUGUGGUCAGUGGGGGUGUCAGGCUGGAGGUGGAGUUUGUGGGGGUGUUGGCGGUACAGGACAGGGGGUUGUACAAGGUGUAUGGCGAUAGGGAGCUCAGGAAUGUGGUGGCCUCCCUGUUCGAACCCACGUACGCCCGCCAAGCCUUCCCGUGUUUUGACGAGCCCAACAUCAAGGCCGAGUUCACCAUCACCCUCAUCCACAGACCAGAGUACAUCGCCUUGUCCAAUAUGCCCCAGGACGGGGAGACGGUGCCAGUGACCUGGUCAGCUGACCUUGUGGCCACCAGGUUCCAGAGGUCGGUCAAGAUGAGCGUGUACCUGCUGUGUGUCGUCAUAGGGGACUUGAGCUACAGGGAGACCCGGUCUGGGUCGGGGGUUCAGGUAGUGAUGACAAUUCCAGAUGUGGUCGACGUUCCCGGUUCCCCCGUCACGGCCAUGGAACACUGGGGUCUGAUCACGUUCCCUGGGAACAUGAUCCUCUACUCCAGGGACCAGCACACGAUGGACCAUCUGUACGACAUGGUCACGACGGUGGUCCAUGAGGUGGCCCACCAGUGGUUUGGGAACCUGGUGACCAUGGACUGGUGGGAUGAGCUCUGGCUGAAUGAAGGAUUCGCAUCCUACUUGGAGCUGCCAGGCCUAGAGGGCAUGUGGUCAGACUGGGAUUUGGCAAACGCUACGGAUCAGGUCCAACAACUCAUCCAUACCUGGACUAGGCACAGUGGUUUCCCUUACAUCAACAUCAGCAUCCAGGAGUCUACUACCACAUCCAUCACCGCCACCCAGAAGAUCUUCAUUAAAUCCGUCAAAAAAGCUGUCGAUUUUUUUACGUCGCGCUCAAAACAGGUGUGGUUCCUGUCUUUAGACUACCUGACGUCUGCUGGUGUCACGGGGACUCGAACCAUGGAGGGAAAGUCACUAAAUUUUAGUGAAACCUUGGAUUUGAACCAGGCCAGCUGGGUGAAGUUUAACCACGGCCAGACCGGCUUUUACAUCGUCUUGUACCCAGAUGGGAUGUGGAGAAAUUUUUCUAACUACCUGCUACACACGUCAUACACGAAGUGGACACUACCCGCUAUGGACAGAGCAGGUCUACUCAAUGACGUCUUUCUCCUCGCGGACAACAACAUGACGUCAUACGAGAAUGCCCUGGCCAUGACACGGUACCUGCGUAAAGAACGGGUCAGCCUGCCCUGGGUUGUGGCCAUCUCAGGUGGCCUCCAGGCCAUCAGCACCCUGCUCAGUACAGAUCCGGACUACUGGCUGUGGAAG
Physella acuta is the source of this 1770-nucleotide messenger RNA. RefSeq names its product glutamyl aminopeptidase-like. The record is from RefSeq and is a predicted model, not a curated record. Gene Ontology annotation, biological process: peptide catabolic process; proteolysis. Gene Ontology annotation, molecular function: peptide binding; metalloaminopeptidase activity; zinc ion binding. Lineage: Eukaryota; Metazoa; Mollusca; Gastropoda; Physidae. Gene Ontology annotation, cellular component: membrane; cytoplasm.